Molecule: messenger RNA, 2706 nt
Organism: Caretta caretta (loggerhead turtle)
Lineage: Eukaryota; Metazoa; Chordata; Testudines; Cheloniidae
Gene: TM9SF1
Product: transmembrane 9 superfamily member 1
Biological process (GO): protein localization to membrane
Cellular component (GO): membrane
Source: RefSeq, a predicted model, not a curated record
GCUGGUCCCCGUGUGCUGGGGCAGGUUGUUUUCCAUGUGUAGUGUGCGUGCCUCAGUUUCCCCGACGUGCUGCACGAAGCACGAGGGGGAGGGGCAGGCAUCUGUGCGGAAGGCUCCAGAGAUCCAGGGAAACUGAGGCACGUGCUCUCUGCACACAAAAUAGUCGGAAAAACCCGCUUCGUCCCGCCCGGGGCCCUCGGGGCUCUCAGGAGCUCUGGCCCCACCAGUGUGGGCACCACGAGGGCGUUCGGGCCAACGGCCGCCCCCAGCUGGCACCACGGGCACCUUGCCAGUCUGUCACCACCGGCACGAGGCGGGUCAGAGAAGCAAAUCCCCGGCCCUUCGUCUAGGCUCGUUUGCCAGGGAUGUACGCGCCAAUUUCGGGUCUGGCUUGUGGGCAUCACCCUGCCCCAUCUCCCCCUUGACCGCCCACCCCAUGGCGCCCCACCAGCCUUGGCUGCUGCUCCUCCUGCUGGCUUCCUGGCCGCUCCCGGGCUCCUCCGAGACCCGCUACCAGCCUGGGGACCCCGUUGUGCUCUACGUCAACAAGGUGGGGCCAUACCACAACCCCCAGGAGACCUACCACUACUACCAGCUGCCCGUGUGCUCUCCGGAAAAGAUCCAGCACAAGAGCCUGAGCCUCGGGGAGGUCCUGGAUGGGGACCGCAUGGCCGAGUCCAUGUACCAGAUCCGCUUUCGGGAGAGCGUGGAGAAGACAGUCCUGUGCGUGAAGACGCUCACGCUGGAUCAGGUGGAGCGCCUCCGACAGGCCAUUGAAGAGCUGUACUACUUUGAGUUUGUGGUGGAUGACAUCCCGCUGCGAGGAUUUGUGGGGUACAUGGAGGAGAGCGGCUUUCUGCCCCACAGCCACAAGAUCGGGCUGUGGACCCACUUGGACUUCCAUCUGGAGUGGAACGGCGACCGUAUCAUCUACGCUAACGUCAGCGUGCGAGAUGUCAAGCCGCACAGCCUGGACGACGUCCGCGGGCCCGGGCCCCUCUCCCUGACCCACACCUACAGUGUCCGCUGGUCUGAGACGGCUUCGGACCGGCGGGGGGAGCGGCGGGGCCGAGGAGAUGACGGGGGCUUCUUCCCCCACACCCUGGAGAUCCACUGGCUCUCCAUCAUCAACUCCAUGGUGCUGGUCUUUCUUCUGGUGGGCUUCGUGGUGGUCAUCCUCAUGCGGGUGCUAAAGAAUGAUCUGGCCCGGUACAACCUGGAUGAAGAAGCUUCCUCCUCCUCCUCCGGGGACGACUUUGACCAGGGGGACAACGGCUGGAAGAUCAUCCACACCGACGUCUUCCGCUUCCCUCCCUGCCGCAGCCUCCUCUGCGCCGUCCUGGGCGUAGGCAGCCAGUUCCUGGCGCUGGGCACUGGCAUCAUUGCCAUGGCCCUGCUGGGCAUGUUCAACGUCCACCGGCACGGCGCCAUCAACUCCGCCGCCAUCCUGCUCUACGCCCUGACCUGCUGCAUCUCCGGCUACAUCUCCAGCAACUUCUACCGGCAAGUCGGGGGCGAGCGCUGGGUCUGGAACAUCAUGCUGACCACCAGCCUCUUCUCUGCCCCCUUCUUCGUGACGUGGAGCGUGGUGAACUCGGUGCACUGGGCCAAUGGCUCGACACAGGCCCUUCCGGCCACCACCAUCCUGUUGCUGCUGACGGUCUGGCUGCUGGUGGGCUUCCCCCUCACCGUUAUCGGGGGCAUCUUCGGCAAGAACCGGGCUGGCCCCUUCGACGCACCCUGCCGCACCAAGAACAUCGCCCGCGAGAUCCCACCACAGCCCUGGUACAAGGCCACACUGGUGCACAUGACCAUCGGGGGCUUCCUGCCCUUCAGUGCCAUCUCUGUGGAGCUCUACUACAUCUUCGCCACGGUGUGGGGCCGGGAGCAGUACACCCUCUACGGCAUCCUCUUCUUCGUCUUCGCCAUCUUGCUGAGCGUGGGCGCCUGCAUCUCCAUCGCCCUCACCUACUUCCAGCUCUCGGGCGAGGACUACCGCUGGUGGUGGCGCUCGGUGCUCAGCGCCGGCUCCACCGGCGUCUUCAUCUUCCUCUACUCUGUCUUCUACUACUCACGCCGCUCCAACAUGUCGGGCGCGGUGCAGACCGUGGAGUUCUUCGGCUACUCCCUCCUCACAGGCUACGUCUUCUUCCUCAUGUUGGGCACCGUCUCCUUCUUCGCCUCGCUCAAGUUUAUCCGCUACAUCUACGUCAACCUCAAGAUGGAUUGAGGGACCCUCUCCAGUUGGCUGUGGUGGCUGGCCAACUGGUGGGGACGGUCAAAUUUACUUCCCUUAAAGAUCUCUCUCAUAAGCUGGGGCUUCUAUGGAGUUCCUUUCCCAUUGGCCAUGACGCUUGGCCAGCUGGUGGUUAGAGAUGGCUCUCUUAAAGAUCUCUUCUCUCAUUGACUGUAAUGUCCAGCCAAUCAGCAAGUAUGGAUCCCCUAAGGAUCUCUUCUCCCAUUGGCUGUAAUGUCCGGCUAGUCAGCGGCUAUGGAUCCUCCAAAGAGCUCCCCUUCCGUUGGAUGGGACUGCUACAGAGCUCCCCUCCCAUUGACCAAGAUGUUCAGCCAAUCGGCCGGCAUGACAAAAGAUGGCGACCCUAAAAAGCGCCCCUCCAUUGGCUGGGACCAUUAAGGAUAUUACCCUCCUAUUGGCUGAGAUGUCUGGCCAGUCACAGGGCACCAUUAAAGAUUGUCCCACAUCCA